AUGGUCAGAGUUAGUCUGCUGAAUGAUGCUCUCAAGAGCAUGUACAAUGCUGAAAAGAGGGGAAAGCGUCAGGUCAUGAUUAGACCUUCCUCAAAAGUCAUUAUCAAGUUCCUUAUUGUCAUGCAAAAGCAUGGUUACAUUGGAGAAUUUGAGUAUGUCGAUGAUCAUAGGUCUGGAAAGAUUGUUGUUGAACUGAAUGGAAGGCUAAACAAGUGUGGUGUUAUUAGUCCUCGUUUCGAUGUAGGAGUUAAGGAGAUUGAAGGAUGGACUGCUAGAUUGCUCCCUUCCCGACAGUUUGGGUACAUUGUAUUGACUACCUCUGCUGGUAUUAUGGACCAUGAGGAGGCUCAGAGAAAGAAUGUUGGUUGAAAAGUUCUCGGUUUCUUUUAUUGAGUUUGUUAUGUUGACAAGGAUGAAAACUUUGGUUUUGUUGUUUGUUGGCUCUUUAUGGUAAAAUAGCUUCUUUUUUUUGUUUUUUGUUUCCUUCAAUUUUAAGUAGGGAUAUUGUGGAAAUUUUUGAGACAAUUAUGAGCGUUUGUUGAAGAGAGAUA
Molecule: messenger RNA, 551 nt
Organism: Lycium barbarum (goji berry)
Lineage: Eukaryota; Viridiplantae; Streptophyta; Magnoliopsida; Solanales; Solanaceae
Product: small ribosomal subunit protein uS8z/uS8w-like
Exons: 3
Coding region: 1-369 (122 amino acids)
Biological process (GO): translation
Cellular component (GO): ribosome; cytosolic small ribosomal subunit
Molecular function (GO): structural constituent of ribosome
Source: RefSeq, a predicted model, not a curated record